Messenger RNA from Priapulus caudatus, 3913 nucleotides. Its product is annotated as monocarboxylate transporter 3-like. NCBI's taxonomy places the organism in Eukaryota, Metazoa, Priapulida, Priapulimorpha, Priapulimorphida, Priapulidae. Gene Ontology annotation, molecular function: monocarboxylic acid transmembrane transporter activity. The coding region runs from base 171 to 1568 and encodes 465 amino acids. The transcript is spliced from 6 exons. Gene Ontology annotation, biological process: monocarboxylic acid transport; transmembrane transport. The record is from RefSeq and is a predicted model, not a curated record.
ACACGUACGUGCUGUCGUGUACGGGCAGGUGUGGCGCAUAUAGAGGUGUGCGUGUUGACGUUGCUGUGUGGCUGAUGUGUUUACGUGUGUUUCGGUCGUAGAUAUAUUGAUGCGCAUGAUCAUGCAGUAAGGCUGUAAAGGUGUAGUAAGCACGCGCACGGGGCAUCACGAUGGUUGCCAGGCAGCUACAGAAAGACACGGGAUGGGCGUGGCUGGUCAUGUUCGUCUCCGUCGUCAACCAGAUCUUCACGCUCGGCUUUUCCUUCGUCAUUAGCAUCUAUUACAUGCCGUGGCUAGAGAGCUUCCACGAGAGCCGCUCGCUGACGGCCUGGGUCGGCUCCAUAAAUACAGGAAUGCUCUAUUUUAUAGGUCCAAUUGCCACGAUGACCAUAGUACGAUUUGGCACUCGAAAGACCGUGAUGGGUGCCAAUGCUCUCGCAGCCUUUGGAAUGGCAGUGGGAAGUCAAUCUCCGAACAUAUAUGUCCUGAUUCUUACUUGUGGGAUCCUAUCAGGCGCUGCGAUGGGAAUCUCCUUCGUCGCCGGCUUCGCAAUCGUCGGCGAGUACUUCCACAAGUGGCGCCAUCUUGCGUUUGCCGUGACGUCGGUCGGCGUCGGGGUGGCGCCACUGCUGCUCGCGCCGCUGCAGCAGUUGCUCAUCAACGCGUACACGUGGCGCGGCGCGAUGCUAGUCAGCGCCGGACUCCUGCUUAACGGAUGCGUCGUCGGCGCUGUGAUGCGAGACCCGCCCCACGCCGCCGCGCCGUCGUCGUCGUCGCCGCCUCCGCGCGGCGUCGCGGCGAGCGUCUGCGACAUGGAGCUGUUCCGCGACCCGUGCUUCUACCUGCUGUGCCUGUGUAACUUCCUGCACGGCUUCGGCAACAGUCCCGUGCUCGUGCUAUUCUGCGACCACCUCGCGACGCAGGGCUACGGCGCCAACGACGUCGCGUGGCUGUUCAGCCUCUGGGGCGUGAUGAACACGAUCGGGCGGCCGCUCGCAGGCGCCGUCUGCCAGCUGAAGUCGCUGCGCAACAGCAGCGUUUACUUGUUCUACGCGGCCGUGAUGCUGUCGGGCGGCUUUGCACUGCUCAUCGGCAGCACGGGUCAGUCGCACGCGUUCUACGUCGCCAGCAUCUGCGGCUACGGCUUCUUCUUCGGUGCGACGUUCGGAAACUGGGGCAACGUUAUGCUGGACCUGUUCGGCCAGUCGAAGCUCGUCGCGGUCACGGGAUGGUCUCUUGUCUCGAUGGGCACAUCGUACUUCAUCGGCGCGCCCGUGGGAGGCCAUCUCGCUGAUCUGCAAGGCACUUUCUCCGUCGCUUUUUACAUGGGCGGAGCUGUCACGGUCGCAGCUGGUCUCACCAUGGUGUUUGUGCCGAUUCUACUGACAGAUAAAAUCAGGCCACACACAAAACAGCAAAUGUUCACGAAACGAUAUCUGAACGAGAGCAAUGGCGGAAGACUAGAUGAGAGCUCAACUAGCAUGCGGCAAUGGGUCGUUAACGUAGAUGGACACAUGGUCAGCGAGGCCUGCACCGAAGAGUUUCUACGGGGCGGUAGCGCUCUGUGAGUGCUACCUGGUGGGCACUGCAUUCUUACGUACGACAAAUUUUUAUAAUUUUCCACAAUGAAGAUCAUAACUUGCCUUGAUGAACCCUAUGGAUUAAUGUCAUAAGGACUUUUAAACAUUUUUCUCUAUUUUUUUACAUUGUGUGCACUGAGAGGAUGUAUGAGUUAACUAUACAAGAUCUUUAACCGGCAAGCCAAGAACAAUAACAUUUGACCGUCCUUUUCCAUCUUCGAUAUUUUUACCGAGCAUGUGAACGUGUUUACAUCCAUUGGGUUUCUGCCAGCGUGUAGCUGUAAUAACGUGUCUGUAUAGUUUACUGUAAUAGAAGUGCUGGUGUCCCCUUUUUGAUCAUUAACUGUGGAACGAACCUUCAAGGUGGGAGUGAAAGAUAAGUCCGAACCAUGGUUUGUGAAUCUCGCGAGGGUGGAAGGAGAGUGCACUGGGUGACAGCCAAAUGCAGGUACACUGGUAUGUUGCUUUGCAGACCAAGGGUAACGAUAGCUACACGUGUGUAGGCAAUCAACAAGCGUGCCAACCCACAUUUCUCUCUUUAUACCACUGUUUAACCCUUUCCCCCUUUUUAACGCUGUUUUAAAUUUUCUCCAUCUUGUUGCAUUCUAGUGCUUGGUUGUACUGCCUGACUUUCCUGCUACGCUCGAUCGCGGUGGUUAGAGCUUCUACAUAGUCAAUGUCGUUACUUCUCGCCAGGACGAUCUAUCUCACGAACUAUGUAACGACAGCUAUGUAGGGCUGGCUAGGCAGGUUAGCUGCAAAAACAGGCUAUGCAGGUGUGGCUAGUCAGAUUGCCUGCCAGCUGUCACUCUGAUAUCAAUCUGACUUGUGAUGAGAAAACCUACAACAAUUAGAAGGUCACACUGAAGUAGGUUUUGCACAUGUAAUUAUUAAGAAAUGGUUUUAUGACUCGUGUAUCAGGCUAUAUUAAUACGACUUUGAGGAAUGCAACGUCGAUGCUCAAAGUUAUACAAAUAUCCCCUGAUGUUGCCUUACUCGACAUAUAGAUCUAAACUUGCAUCUAUUAAAGGCAACCGAGUGUGUAUCGAUUGCUCAUAAAUGAACCAUGUGUUGCUAAACACUAUGUUUAUUGCAUCAGGUGCAAAUGUUCGUAAAUAAUUUACCGUAUAUAUAUGAUACAAAGCUUUCUAGUGAAAAUUACCUGCCCACACAUGAAGCCACGAAAGAUACACUAUCAAUAUUUGCCUUUUGACUUUGUUGAUUUUACUACUACAACCAGAUGCUUUCUAUACUAUGGUGAGGAUAAAGCCUCUAAAUAGAAGGUAUUUGCAAUGACGACGAUUUUUCAUGUGAAACCGUUUGAGUUGAUGAUCAGGCGAUGUGUGAGAGAUGUCCCUUACUUGCAGUGUUAUUUAGUGAGCAAUUCUAUUCUAAUAUUACAGCGGAGGAAAUCAUGGCUGGCUGCACAUGGUACGUGUGUGUGUGCAGGCAGAUGGAACCUAUUGAAUGGAAAAUAAUCUAUGACAGUCUCAAGAUAUAUCUGCGCACUAACAUACAUAAAAUCAUCGGUUGCAAUGUAAUUUUUAGCUUAGUCAUGGUCAUCGAAAGAACUCCAUAAUGCAAACUUGACGUGUGCAUAUAUAUAUCUACAACUAGCUGUGAUCAGAAUUUCAAUUAUAAUUACGUAGAGCCGGUCGCAACAACUUUAUGGUGGGGUGAACUGUAAUGAAUGUUGGUAGGGUAAAAUGUACAGUCGUAUGUAGAUGCAUGCAAGUCACAAUAUACAUGUGUGUGUGCGCGCGUGCGUGCAUGCGCGCGCAUGUGCAAUGUGCAUAUACGUGGCACUGUGCUUGUGCGUAUAUGUGCGUGUACGCGAGCAUACUCUCUGAGCACAAACACGCAUGCACGCACGCACGCACGCACGCACGCAUACCCACACACACAAUGUGUGAGAUUGUAUCAUGGUACGUCAGUUUCGGCUACAACAGGAAAAUCAAUAUUGUCGCCUGCAUACCGCAGGUAGGUGCGUGUGCGCACCUACUACAGUAGAUUGUAAUGUCAGGGAACCGAUCCAUACUUAUCCGAUCCAUUCCGAUGCAAAUUGCAAUGGCUAAUUUGCUAUAAGCAUACCCCAAGCAAUAAACCUCAUGUCUAUACCUGCUAUACCUCUACUACCUGCGCACGCACAGAUGUAUAAGGUUAUCCGCACGAUCGGGAACGUGCGCAUUGCCAUUACACGCGCAAAGAUAAGCACUACGUCACGGCAGGAACACAACCUGUCCCCAUGAUGCCAUAAAGAACACUAGACAGAGUGCACUCACGGAGUGCAUACCUCCGCCAGCGACAUUAUGCCGUACUACGACUGACGAACA